Messenger RNA from Penaeus indicus, 1665 nucleotides. RefSeq names its product DNA repair protein RAD51 homolog 3-like. Gene Ontology annotation, molecular function: crossover junction DNA endonuclease activity; four-way junction DNA binding; ATP-dependent DNA damage sensor activity. The record is from RefSeq and is a predicted model, not a curated record. Gene Ontology annotation, biological process: meiotic DNA recombinase assembly; reciprocal meiotic recombination; DNA repair. Gene Ontology annotation, cellular component: Rad51B-Rad51C-Rad51D-XRCC2 complex; Rad51C-XRCC3 complex; replication fork. Bases 92 to 1141 code for a protein of 349 amino acids. NCBI's taxonomy places the organism in Eukaryota, Metazoa, Arthropoda, Malacostraca, Decapoda, Penaeidae. The transcript is spliced from 9 exons.
CGUCGUCAAAUAUUUCAGUCCAUUGCAGCCGAAUUCAAAUUUUCACAUUUUUUUCACACGGCCACCCAUGCUGUAAUCAUUAAUAUUAAAAAUGAGUACAAGGCGACCCCUGAGCAGCCUUGGCCUUGCUGUCCCCGUCGUUGCAAGGCUUUUGGACUCGGAUUUCCUUUAUGACGAUGAUGUGCAGGACUUGAAGCCGACGGAGCUGAGUUCUGCAACUGGGCUGACCUUAAAGGAGAGUGCCGAGGUACUUCGUCUGGCAGCAAGCGUGAAUGCAGAGCAGCCAGUCACAGUUAUGCAGAUGAUCGAAGAUGAGAGUGAAGUGUGUCAUGUAGUAACUUUUUGUGAAGCUCUUGAUGAUAUGCUUGGGGGAGGCAUACCCCUGCGUGCAAUAACAGAGGUAUCAGGGACGCCAGGUAUUGGGAAAACACAGCUCUGCCUGCAAGCAUGUGUGUCUGUACAACUUCCGGAGAGUGUGGGUGGUGUUGGGGGAGAAGCCCUUUUUGUAGAUACUGAAGGAAGUUUUACUGUUGGGAGACUAAAAGAUAUGGCAGGUCAUGCAGUAGAACAUGUUCAGAACAUUGCAGGAGAUGAAAUUGAUGUGUCUUCCUUUACAAUUGAAUCAAUUCUCAAGGGAGUUCAUUACUUCAGAUGUCAUAGUUACAUUGAAGUUCUUGCUGUGAUACGUCACCUGCCGGUCUUCCUUCAGUCACACCCAAGAUUGAAGCUUUUCAUCAUUGACUCCAUUGCCUUCCAUUUCCGCCAUGAUUUCCCAGACAUGAUGGCCCGAACAGGUCUUUUGUGCAGGAUAACACAGCAACUGAUACAGCAGGCUACCAAAUUUAAUAUGGCUGUAAUUGUCACAAACCAAAUGACCACAAGAAUAGAGAGUGGUGGAUCCCAGUUGGUAGCUGCCCUAGGAGAGACUUGGGGUCACUGUCCAACCAUGAGACUGACUCUACACUGGUCAGGUAGAGUGCGAGUUGCUUCUCUCACAAAGGCCCCACACAGGAAUAAUGCUUCUGUUCAGUACCAGAUAACGAAAGCUGGCAUUCGUGAUAUAACUCCUUUUAUGACUGAUACAAGCACUCCUAUGAUAAUGGACUCUCCUGACCGAAAAAAGAGAAAAUUGAAUACUUAAAUGCAAUUUUACAUGUAUGGUCAUUUUAUGUAUUUUUUAAAGCCAUAUAGUUAUUAGAUAAAAUUUGUAGUAUUUUCUAAUGAGCAACAUAUAUGUUUUAACAGAGGAAUUAUUUUUGUUUAUUAAAAAAAAAAAAAAGGAAAUGAAGCAAUAUAUAUGCCUUUUUUUUCUCUGUAAAGAUGAAUAGUAUGAAAGUCUGUUUAAAUAACUGUGAUAUGGCACACAUUAUAUCUUUCAUUUCAUACAGACAAUAUGUAUAUAUAUGUAAUUCAAUAUCUUCUGGAAAACAAAUGUAGGGCAAUUUAACUUGAUUGGAGAAAGGAAAGUUAAAGUAGAAUUUGAAGGAAAAGUACUGGAAGUACACAAGGAAACUUUUUGUUGUUCAUAUUGUCACAUAAUUUUAUCCCAGUGUUCACUGGUUUACAUACCAUUGCCAACCGCCGAGUCAGAUACAGACCAAAUGACUAAUUUUAGCUAUUUUGAGGUAUAUGUUUUCCACACUAAUCACAUCUUACAUCCUUGAA